Messenger RNA from Dicentrarchus labrax (European seabass), 1973 nucleotides. Its product is annotated as probable G-protein coupled receptor 34. Lineage: Eukaryota; Metazoa; Chordata; Actinopteri; Moronidae. The transcript is spliced from 2 exons. The coding region runs from base 464 to 1723 and encodes 419 amino acids. Gene Ontology annotation, cellular component: membrane. Gene Ontology annotation, biological process: G protein-coupled receptor signaling pathway. Gene Ontology annotation, molecular function: G protein-coupled purinergic nucleotide receptor activity. The record is from RefSeq and is a predicted model, not a curated record.
ACUGAGGCAGUGACGGGGAGAGGGAGAGAAAAACUAGAGGCAGAGACAAGAAGACCUUCACACAAAACGGUCAAAUCUGGGAGCGCAAGGCAGCGGGACAGAGAAAGAGAGGACAAGGACAGAAACGGAAAAAGACUCAAGGCAAGCUGCGCACUGAGAGCUGAGAGGAGCACGGAGUGGGGCAGACACCGUCACAGGGAUGUGAGAAAAGAGGAGUCUGCAAGAUUUCUGACUCAUUCUGAUUCAGUGACUGAGAAGAAAGGUAAAGAUAGCAAAAGAAGUGACAAGGAUCGUGGCUGUAUAAUAUUUUAGAUGCAACUCAAGCUUUUAACAAAUUACAAUUUGAUGGAGGAAAAAAAACCUGCAGUGGACUGCUGUGCUCUCACACCUCUCUGCACGUUCCCACACAUUUAAACUGCAGCUGUGCUGAAGGAAUAUUGAUGAGCCUAAUGAUUAACAACCCAUGGACACAAUGACCACCUUCUCCUCUGCCUCUCCUCUCCCCUUAGCUUUAUCUAACUCCUCUCUUCCUAUCUCUGCUACAUCCCUACCCGCUUCAAUGUCAUCCUCCUUUUCUGCCACCUCUCCUUUCUCCAUCUCCAACUCUUCCUCCCCGAACCAGAACUGUUCGUUUGAUGAUAAGGCCCUCCGUAUGCCGCUGGCAGUCCUAUAUUCCAUAUUCUUCAUCUUUGGGCUCAUAGGCAACCUCUUCGCCCUCUGGGUGUUCCUUUUCCUGCCUUCAAGCCGCAACUCUGUGCGGGUCUUCCUCAUCAACUGCGCUGUGGCUGAUCUGGUCCUCCUGGCAUGUCUGCCCUUCAGGGUUUUCUACCAUGUUAAUGGAAACAAGUGGGUGCUGGGAUCUGUGGCCUGCAAGAUGGUGGGGAAUCUUUUUUACAUGAACAUGUACAUCAGUAUUACACUUCUGGGGUUCAUCAGUUUGGACAGAUACUUGAAGUUACAAGGAAAAGGCAGAACACGGCGAGGCAUGGAGUUGACGCUGUUUGGGCAAAGCUGGCCGUGGAGCUGGGUGGCAUGCGGGGCUCUGUGGGGUCUGUCACUGGUGGGACUGGUGCCCAUGAUCUUCAUGGCUGAGGACAAAGACUUCACUGACAAAUGCUUCCAGUACAAGCAGCGUAAAAGCAAAGCCAAAGGGAAAGCCUACUUCAACGGCGUACUGGUGAUGUUUUUCUGGCUCAUCUUCAUCAUGAUAGUGGUCUCCUACGCUAAGAUUGCAUGCCAAUUGCUUAAGGUGUCAAGGGACAAGCCAGACCUUCCCAACGCACAGAGAUACGGACGGACCGCCAAGAAGUCCUUCUUUGUCCUGUUCUUGUUCACCAUCUGCUUCGGGCCCUACCACGCCUUCCGCCCUGUCUACAUCGCCUCCCAGCUCAGCAGUGCAUCUUGCGACUACUUGCAACUGGUGGACCGUACCAAUGAGGUGAUGCUGUUAUUCUCUGCCUUCAAUAGCUGUUUGGAUCCAGUCAUGUACUUUCUGUUGUCUGGCUCAGUGCGCAAAAUUGCCCUCCAAACACUUGGACACCGAUUUGGCAACCGGUUUCCGUUCCUGAACGACGCAACAUCCAACAGCUCUUUACCCAUCACCCCCUCAGCCACCCCCAGAACAAGUAUCUGCAUCAUCAACUCCACCCUCCGCCGCACAGGACUGAAUACGCUUCAACCUACUCAACAAACAGUGAUCACAAAUAAUGCACCGGAGAAAUAAAUAUCUGAUAUUUCUAACGGGGCCAAACUAGUUGGCCAAUUCUCUUUAAAACUGAGCAAAGCAUUUUUACUACUUCUGUUAAAAAGAAAGUGUGUGUGUGAUUUUAAUGCCUGACUGAAAAUACCGUGAUGUGUGGGGAUGAGCUCCAGUGACUAAUAUGACCGGUACUUUUCUGUAUAUAGCACGUGUGUUUCCCAUCAGAGAGAUAAAUGUGUAUAUUAGUAACAAUAAAUUGACUGUAUCUUUGAAA